Halichondria panicea is the source of this 829-nucleotide messenger RNA. RefSeq names its product neuralized-like protein 4. The record is from RefSeq and is a predicted model, not a curated record. The transcript has 3 exons. Bases 119 to 814 code for a protein of 231 amino acids. NCBI's taxonomy places the organism in Eukaryota, Metazoa, Porifera, Demospongiae, Suberitida, Halichondriidae.
UCACUAUCAACGAUCUUGCGGUAACCGCAUGCGGGGUUAGUUGCCACAAAUAUUGUGCAAACCUUGACCAGUCUACUGUUUGCCUGCAACAGUGACGGCUUGCGAGUCUAGUUGCAAGAUGGCUACAAGUGAUGAUGGCUAUUCUCCCGUUACCUUCCAUAGGAACAAGGGAGAGAAUGUUGAGCUAACGAAGAGGAACACAGUAGCCACUAGGACUAAGAGCAGUGACUAUGGUAUAGUGUUCACCAGUAAGCCAAUGGUUGCUGGACAGAUGCUCAAGGUCACAGUGACAGAGAGGGAGGGUGUGCUUGGUGGAAUGAAUAUUGGCUUCACUGGAGAGAACCCGGAGGACUCGACACUGACACAGUUAGGAUAUUUGGACUGGCAAAAUAAGCACAAGCGUUUACUGCGUACUUUCUUCUCUGCUCUCCAUUACAAGAAUGAGAGACUCUGUAAACUGGGUUUCAACACUUAUGAUUUUGUAGUGGGUGAUUCCUUAGGAAUGUUGCUGACGCUGAAAAAGGAGGUCCACUGGUUUGUGAAUGAUGUGUGGAGAGGGUCUGUACGUGUGAAGGACUACCCCCUGGACACACCUAUGUGGGGGGUCGUGGACGUGAAUACGCAGUGUAAACAAGUCAAGGCAGAGAUUUGCACUGUGUCCAAGUACAACCCAAAGAGGAGGCUGAGCUCGAGAGAGAUGGGACUAGUACAGGAUGCAAGACCGAGAACACAGUCGAUGUUUUCAAGAAUGCUAAGGUUUGGAUCAACUAAGUCACGAGAUGGUGUUACUAAAACGGUCGAUAGUCAACUUUAACAACAGCUCCCACAA